CUUCAAUCAGAAUUACAUUAAGAAUAAAUUCCGAGUUUUCCUUGCUACUCAAUGAGUUCAUGGGAUUGGACUGGCAGAAGAUACACUGACACGCAGCUUAUUUUCGACCAUAGUCAUAACAUUGCAAUUAUUGAACGAAGGGAUCUAGGAUCUAGUCGCUAACUUCUUCACCAGAUUCUUACGAUCAAUAGCGUACCGGUGAGGAAUUUGUCUCACCUUCGAAAAUGAUCGAUUGGUUGUUCGACAAGGUCAUCGGACAUCCUUUGUCAUCGACCAAUUUGUCGAUAAAAAUAGGGCAUAUUUCUGUGGUAGCAACAGUUGAUACCAUUGGAGUGGCGCUAUUGGUGUAGUGAAUCUGAUUCUGAUAAUGGCUCAGUACUUCACUCAGCAGCAAAUUGAAGAAUAUCGGCAAUGCUUCACAUUAUACUGUCCCAAGGGAUGUGCACAAAAUGCAUCACAUUUACGUUAUAUAAUGCGUAGCCUUGGUUACACUCCAACUAUACCGGAAACGAUACAAUAUUUUCGUAAAUACGGACAAAAAUUGGAUUUCCCAUCAUUUUUGGAAAUUUUAUAUGAAGAAAACCAGAAAGGUGAUCCAAUACAUGAAAUUAUUGGCGCACUUCGAGGAAUUGAUUCCAAAAAUCAAAAUUGGAUUACGGUACCUGAAUUCAUCGGUAUUUUAUCAUCCGUUGGUGAGAAAAUGUCACGGGAAGAAAUUUACAACAUUCUUCAACAGUUAGAUAUUACUGGUGGUCGAGUACUAUUCGGUUCACUGUUGAAUUUCAUUUCGAAUAUCCAUACGGAUUACACUUAUUUCUCUGACAAUAAUCGUUGUAAUAUAUAUAAACAAUGAUAAAACUAAUUAACAAGAAGACUUAUUGGAAAAUAAUCUUAGCAAGAUCAAAUUCAACUUUUUUUUUUUUAAACUUUUAUUCUGAACAGGAGAAACAUUCAAAUAUGGAAAUAUGUUGCUUUCUUCUUUUGUAAAUUACUGAUCGGUAACAAUAACUCGAUUCAUUCUUUUUCUAAGUUGAAGCAGUGAAGUUUUAACACUUUCUUUUUUUAGUGAAACUUCAUUAUUCGAUUUCGUGAUCACAUAUCCAAC
This is a messenger RNA of Loa loa (African eye worm), 1105 nucleotides long. RefSeq lists its product as hypothetical. Bases 368 to 853 code for a protein of 161 amino acids. Gene Ontology annotation, cellular component: myosin II complex. The transcript is spliced from 4 exons. Lineage: Eukaryota; Metazoa; Nematoda; Chromadorea; Rhabditida; Onchocercidae. The record is from RefSeq and is a predicted model, not a curated record.